Messenger RNA from Dovyalis caffra, 3282 nucleotides. The record is from the annotation of a GenBank genome assembly. Lineage: Eukaryota; Viridiplantae; Streptophyta; Magnoliopsida; Malpighiales; Salicaceae.
AUGGCGCUCUUUGCUUCAAUCUCCACUUCUUCACUCUCUACAUCAGCUACCCAAAUUCCACGCCCUUUAAAGUUUAAGAGGCGAAUAUUAUGCCCCUUAGCUACUUUAAGUCCACCUUCCCCGGAAUCAUCAGUCCCAUCCGCAUCAGUUUCCUCCAAGAAACAUCCAUCAACGCCUUUGGUUGAGUCAUCUGGACCUCCUCCUGAUUCAAGCUUCAACUACUCGCUUGCUAAUUCAUCUGCUAACCCAGUUGUCCACUUCCUUCGUUCCACUGAGUCAAACAUUGAGAGGACAAUUUUUGACUUUCGCUUCUUGGCGCUUCUGGCUGUAGUAGGCUCGCUUGCUGGUUCCCUCUUGUGCUUUCUGAAUGGCUGUGUUUAUAUUGUUGAUGCAUACAAAGUUUAUUGGACAAGCUGUGUCAAAGGAGUUCAUACAGGACAGAUGGUUCUACGCUUAGUUGAAGCUAUUGAUGUUUAUCUUGCUGGGACUGUGAUGCUAAUAUUUGGCAUGGGCUUGUACGGAUUAUUCAUCUGCAAUGUGUCUCCUGAUGCACCUGCUAGCGUUGAUCGUGCCCUUAAAGGCUCGUCCUUGUUUGGAAUGUUUGCCUUGAAGGAAAGGCCAAAAUGGAUGAAAAUCAGCUCACUUGAUGAACUGAAGACAAAAGUGGGACACGUUAUUGUCAUGAUUCUUUUAGUAAAGAUGUUUGAGAGGAGCAAGAUGGUGACAAUAGCCACUGGUGUAGAUCUACUGAGCUAUUCUGUUUGUAUUUUCUUAUCAUCAGCUUCUUUGUACAUCCUUCAUAACCUGCACAAAUCGCAUCACCAGAUGCUAGAUAUCGUUCAAGAUUCUAAGCACAUGGAAACUUCAGAAUUAGAAAUGAUAAUGGGGAAAGUUCCAAUUCUUGGUUUGAUUCUUGCAAUUCUUGAUGUCCUUACAGGAGAAUUUGGUUGUAAUGGAGAUACCCUUUACAAGCAUUGUUCUCUGUCUGAUGUAGUAGCUCUUACAGACUUCAAAAAUGGACUUGAAGAUCCUGAGAACCGGCUCUCGUCAUGGAAAGGGACAAACUGUUGUCAAUGGAGGGGAAUCGGGUGUGAUAAUACUACUGGAGCUGUCAUUGCCAUCGAUCUUCACAACCCAUAUCCAGUAAGCUCUGAAGGUUCUUCAAGCAGGUAUGGAUAUUGGAACUUGAGUGGGGAGAUUAGACCUUCAUUGCUAAAACUCAAGUCCUUACAGUACUUGGACUUGAGUCUCAACACAUUUGAUGAUAUCCCAAUUCCUGAGUUCUUAGGAUCCUUGAGAAGUUUGAGAUAUUUGAAUCUAUCAGAGGCUGGAUUUAGUGGUGCAUAUCCUCCAAACUUAGGAAACCUCUCUAGCUUGCAGUUUCUUGAUGUUUCUUCUCCCUUUUCAGGUCUAACUAUUAGUAGCCUUGAGUGGGUUAAGGGUCUUGUCUCACUGAAACAUUUAGCCAUGGAUGGAGUUGACCUUUCCAUAGUAGGAUCCAAUUGGGUUGAGGUAUUAAACAUGCUUCCACGUUUGGCUGAAAUUCAUCUCUCAAAUUGUGGUCUAUCUGGCUCCAUUUUAUCUCUUAGCCCUGUUAAUUUUACUUCUCUUUCUGUCAUAGACCUUAGUUUCAACUUCUUUAAUUCAAUGUUCCCUGACUGGCUUGUUAAUAUUAGCAGCCUAUCCUAUCUUGAUUUAAGUAGUUGCAGUUUGUAUGGUAGGAUUCCCCUUGGUUUUAGUGAGCUACCAAACCUUCGGUACCUGAGUCUUGCUAUGAACAAUAAUCUUUCUGCGAGUUGCUCUCAGUUGUUUCGUGGAAGUUGGGAAAACAUAGAGGUUCUUGAUUUUGCCACAAAUAAACUGCACGGAAAACUUCCUUCUUCCAUAGGAAAUAUGUCAUCUCUGACUAACUUUGAUCUUUUUUCCAACUCCGUCGAGGGUGGGAUUCCUAGCUCCAUUGGCAAACUUUGCAACUUGAAAAAUUUUGAUUUAUCUGGCAACAACUUGACGGGUAGUUUGCCUGAAAUUCUUGAAAGGGCUAAUUGUGUUUCAAAUAAUCCCUUGUCUAGUUUAAUAUACUUGAGACUGAGUGGCAAUCGUCUAGUGGGCAAUUUGCCAGAAUGGUUGGGUCAUCUUGAAAAUCUUGCAGAACUUUCUCUGGACGAUAACAUGAUUCAAGGUCCAAUUCCUGUUGCUUUAGGUCCUAUUCCACAAAACCUAACUGAAUCCAUGCCAGACCUAAUCUUUCUCUCUCUUUCGAGCAACCAAUUGACAGGAGAUAUCCCAGCCUCAAUAGGAGAUAUGCUGUCUCUUCAAGUCAUUGAUCUUUCACACAACAGCUUAGCAGGCAGCAUUCCUUCAAGUAUAGGGAAUUGUUCAUUCUUAAAGGCUCUAGACCUUAGUCACAACAGUAUAUCCGGGGUGAUUCCAGAAUCUUUAGGUCAAUUAAAUCAGCUUCAGUCGCUUCACCUGAGCAGCAAUAACCUCACAGGAAACUUCCCGCUAUCUUUGCAAAAUUUAUCGAGCUUGGAAACAUUGGAUCUUGGAAACAACAGACUAUCAGGUAAUAUUCCACUGUGGAUUGGAGGCGGCUUUCCAGAACUUCGAAUACUCAGCCUAAGGUUAAAUGCAUUUGCUGGUGAAAUUCCAUCCAGUCUGUCAAACUUGAGGUCGCUGCAAGUUCUUGACCUUGCAGAUAACAACUUGACUGGAGCCAUUCCAGUCACUUUGGGAGAUCUUGAAGCCAUGUCGAAGGAGCAAUACAUAAACCAAUAUCUACUUUAUGGGAAGUACAGAGGCCUGUACUAUGAAGAAAGCUAUGUGAUGAACAUAAAAGGCGGUCCUCAAAAAUACACCAAAACCCUUUCCCUAGGCAAAAAAACCGUUACUUUUUGUACCCAGAUGAGGAUUUCCGUAAUUUCUAUGAACAAGAAAUCCAUUGCCCUUUUUAGUGCUCAAGAGUUAACCAGUGGGUUAAUAUUGUUGGUUCAUGUGAUGGGAUUAUAUUGUCUGGUUGAUGGUGUUCUCACUUAUGCUCAUAAGGCUCUUCUUUGGAAUUCUAGUAUAAGACAGAUUGUUAAACUUCCUGAGCCAAAUUUUACUCUCAUCACUCUUGGAUUCUGUAUGCAUUCACUUGGACUUGGAUUUUAUUCCAUCACUGAAGAUUAUAAGUUGGUGGGAGUGGUCUAUGAGGAACGUGGUGACUUUGAUGAGGUUCCUCCAUUUGUUGAGGUUUACAGCCUGCCUCAAUUCCUUUCACUAGACCCUCUUUCCCUGUUUUGA